Messenger RNA from Xiphophorus couchianus (Monterrey platyfish), 1226 nucleotides. It is a transcript of the gene spcs2, whose product is annotated as signal peptidase complex subunit 2. The transcript is spliced from 5 exons. Gene Ontology annotation, biological process: protein targeting to ER. Gene Ontology annotation, cellular component: membrane; signal peptidase complex. Bases 96 to 701 code for a protein of 201 amino acids. NCBI's taxonomy places the organism in Eukaryota, Metazoa, Chordata, Actinopteri, Cyprinodontiformes, Poeciliidae. The record is from RefSeq and is a predicted model, not a curated record.
UCGCUACGCAGACGCACUAACGGGACUUGAAUGUUGAGCAUUCUGAGCCAAUCAGGUUGGUCCAGCUCACGACUUCCUUAUUUGGAAGGGUAAAGAUGGCGGCUCGGAACGGGAAGAGCGGGCUGUUGGAGAAAUGGCGGAUCGACGAGAAGCCGGUGAAGAUCGAUAAGUGGGACGGAGCCGCGGUAAAGAACUCUCUGGACGAUGCAGCGAAAAAGGUGCUGCUGGAGAAGUACGGCUACGUGGAGAACUUCCAGCUGGUGGACGGCCGUCUGCUGAUCUGCACCAUCUCCUGUCUGUUUGCCAUGCUGGCGCUGGUCUGGGACUACCUGUACCCGUUCCCCGAGUCCAGACCAGUCCUGGCCUGCUGCGUCAUCUCGUACUUCAUCAUGAUGGGCAUCCUGACUCUCUACACGUCAUACAAGGAGAAGAACAUUUUCCUGAUGGCCAUGCAGAAAGACCCGGCCGGGAUGGAUCCGGACCACGUCUGGCAGCUGUCGUCCUCCCUCAAACGGUUCGAUGACCAGUACUCGCUCCGCGUCUUCUUCACCGACGGGAAGACCAGGAACUCGCGUGACGCCGAGUUCACCAGGUCCGUGUCGACGUUCUUCGACGAGUCGGGGACUCUGGUGAUGGACCAUUUUGAGGCCUACGUCUCCAAGCUGCAUGACACGCUGGCCACGGAGAAGAAGACGAAAUGAGGAGGAGCCGCGCGAUCCGGGCCGGCACCGACGCUCUGCUGGUUUCAGUUUGGUCUCCAAAUCAGAUUCAGUUUGAUCGUCAGCUUCCUCCGACCCGAUGAAGCCGACCUGCAGGUUCAGGCAGAAUCUGAAGCCUGGAGUCAAACUGAAACCAACAAACCAGGAGGAAGGAAGACUGAAGCAGAGGAGGAGUUCAUCUUCCUCCUCGCAGCCUGAACUUCCUGUUCUGGUUCUUCAGACUGGAGCAGCUCAUCUGUAGUUUCCUGUUAGAGUAAAUAAAAUCACAACAACAGUUUAAUUUUAGUUUAAGAUGCGUUUCCGUAAAGUGACACGUUUAAUCUCCUGGUCAGAAGAGCCAGUCACAUUGAGGCAUGCACCGGUGGGCGGGGCUACCCACCUGAGCAGGUGGAGAACAUUUUCGCCUCCGAACUGAACCUUUAUUUUAUUCUAAAUGUUUUAUGUUUUGUUGUUUUUCAGUUGGAAUUUGCGGCUUUGUAAGGAAAAUAAACGUGACGUUUAAAGGCU